AGAAUCAAAAUUUCUGCAAACUACUAUCCUUGUUGCAUUCAUUCCCAUAAGCUUAUUAAUUAUCCACCCAUCCCAUCCCAUAAGCUUAUUAAUUAUAUACCCAUCCCAUCCCAUAAGCUUAUUAAUUAUUGGUGCAGGUAUAACACGAAUAGAGUAUAAAAAAUAUUUAAGUCAACCGCUUUCUUGUGCAUAAAACUUCGGAGCAGUUCAAUUAAGCUUUUGCAUAGAAAUAUAUAUAUAUAUAUAGAAAACCUAUAUAUAUCUAGAAAAUUGAAAAAGAGCGUUAAAGGAAACCAUGGUGCGUCUUCACGAUAUCAACGAAGGCAGGUAUGCUUGUGGCAACUACUACAUAGCGUAAACAUUGGCAAUUGUGAAAAAUCUGCAUGUCAACAUUUAUGUCUGCUUGUUCUUCUCCUUUUUGUAAAUUUCGUACGCAAAGAUGGUGAUAAAAGAUUUCCACAAACGUCUGUGUUAUAUGAAGACAUCUGUGAACUUUUACAAGAAAUAACAAUAAAAACUUAAUAUAUGAACAAUUUUUUAAUCGCCAAUUUAAACAUUAAGCAAAUUGACCUUUAAAUAAUUAUCAAAUUAAUUAACUUCAAAAAUGCUUUUGUUUCUGUUGAAGAAGUUGUUAAGAAUGAGCGCGCACACGAAAAGUUCACCUAUCGUAAUGUUGACUUGGAUCAGAUAUGUCCAAUUAUUAUUAUUAUAUUAUUUUCAUGAAAAAAUCUUGAGUUGUUUCCUCGUCAAGAGAGUUUGAGCAACAUCCUGAAAUAACAUAACUAUUACCUUUUAGUUUUUAGCGCGUAUUAUGCGUUGAUGUUAAUCACGAAUUGUGUUUUCUUUAUUAGGCACAUAAUUUCUUCUUUUAUUUCAUUUCUUAAUUGCUUUAUAAGUUUUUAAAAGUGUUCAAAUAAGGUUUUUGUGUGUUUAUUGCUAAAACUGAACAUCGCGGAUAUCAUACGUGUUUUCUUUAAGUACAACAAAAAAAAAAAAAAAUUGAAAACAUUUGAAUAUCCUUAGUAGUUUCUGUAAUAGACACUGUAACGGGGGGAAAAAAAAGAAAAGGCAAACUUUGGCAACUUUGAAAGAGCGACAAGCGGCGCGAAGAAAAAAGAAACUUCGGCAACUUUAAAAGAAAAAGAAAAAAGAAAAAAGAAAAAAACGAGGAAAAAAUGCGGCUUUCGUUAGAAUUUUGCUUGUAAAUUUUUUUGGAAUAAAAUUAAAAUACAUGUUGUGCUAUUGCUACUUCAAGACAAAUAAUUUCAGUGAAUGAUAAUGAAAGUGAAUUUAUAAGAAUUAGAGAAAGAAUAAAUCCCGAAUAUUUUUUAUUGGAAAAAUAUGAAAAAAUUGUAAACUGAAAAGGCUUCGAUAAUUUUAGUAAAGCCGGACUAAUUGGAACGCUAUUCAUUGUUCACAUACAAAAGCACAAGGUCACUAAGGUCAAGGAACUUUGAAGUUAUACAAAGGUGCAAAAAGAAAAACAACGAAAAUCAAGAAGAACUAACGUUUGCGUCGGAGGGCAGGAAUCAACGAUCGCUCGGUUGUGGCCAUUAAAAAUUGGAGGAUGAAUGUGCAGCUCAUUAAUGCAAAUGAGAAGGAGGAAAGUUUUAAAAAAGAAAGGCGUAAAUUGAUUUAGCUAAAUUGUUGGUCGGCUGCGGGUGUUGUACGAGAGUCCUUUAAAUAAGAAGAGAUUAAUUGAAAUUAAAGAAGAGAUAGCUAUAUGCGUUAAACAAGGGAGCAAUAUAAGAGUUUUCUAAUUUUUUAAUAAAAAAAACCGACAAACAAUGUCUUCGUACAUUUUUAAGAACUGUGUCUUAUAAAAAGGGAAGAAAAUCUCAAAGCCCAAGAAAAAAAUAAGAAAAAAGAAAAGAAAGGGGAAAAAUUGACGAGCUAAUGUACAAGAAGGAGUGUAAAACACAAAAGAAUCGAUAAAACGUUAAAAGAGCAUUCCUCUUCACACCGGUUUAUGCGUGGUAUCUCUAAGUGGUCGAAACAAUAAUUGACAAUUCUUUUGAGUUAUAUUUCCUAAAUAUUAAACAAUUUUUUUUUUUAAUUUUAAAACCUAUAAUUUGUUAACAAACCUUUUAGCUGCGGCGAUGCGCAUCUACGUGGUUGUUAGUUUUGAGAACAGCAGCUUCUGAAUAUAUUUGAGGUGAUUAUAAAUACACUGGAAGGUAAGCUGAAACGUAUUGAUAACCUGGACAAAUCUGUCGAACAUAUGAUGCGCCGUAUGGAAAUGUUGGACAAUCGCGUUUCCGACAACCUAAUUAAAACCGAUGCCGUUAUAUCAAAACUACGUUCUCUCGACACUAAGUUAUCGAAUGACAUUGUUGAAUCCCAGCAAUUGGGGAAUAGGGGUCUAAGUGACGCUAGCGGUCACGUCAAUUCAGCUCGGUCAUCACCUGUCCCUCCAUCCGCAACAUCGACAACUAGCAUACAGCUCGACAACCGGUUAGUACUGCUAGAUCAAAAAGUCACCGAUAUCGAUUCAAAAUUAGAAAUAUUGAAAAAUCAAAUCGAUAAUAAUUUCUUGCAAGUAGAUGAAAUAAAUGCCGAGGCCAGUGAAAAGAAACAAAUCACUAUGAAUGUUAUUGAAAUAACGAAAGCUAUGAACGCUGAAGUCAUGUCCCACGUUUCCAAUGAACUGAAUGAAUUGCGUGACACUACCGGUAACAUAGACAAGAAAUUGCAAUUUCAUAUUAAUAUAGUCUCGGAAAAUGUUGGGCGUAUGUUGCGCAUGGUAGGCGAUAUUCAUGACGCUGUUGUUGAUCAUCAUGAACAGUUGAACGCUUUAAAUGUGACCACUACUGUACUGCCUUUAAUUAAAUCCAGCAAAAUUGAUGCUCUUGUAAAGCAAAUUCGUCCCAUGGUGUCAGUGUCGGAAAAAAUGGACGAGGUGUGGGAUGUAGUAGUGGGUACCAAGUCAUCAGUAGAUCAUCUGUUACCGAAGUCAGAUGCUUUACUUUCUCGCACACAAAGACAGGAGAGAGCUAUUGGAGAAAUACAUCAAGACUUAAAGACAAAAACUAAUUUAAUCAUUAAUAAUUUGGAUAUCGUCGAACGGAGGUUAAAAAAACAAGAAGAUGAUGUACAAUUGUUAGCGCAACGUCCAGUACCAGCUGAACUAUUAAUGGAUCCUACGAUUGACCGUUUGGUAGAAUAUGAUCCCAAUAGAUACUCCGUUAUUGAUGACUACACAGAAACGAGUAGAACAAGCACUUUAACCACAGCUCAGACUACACCCUCAACUGCUUCGUUAGCAGCAACACCUACACCCUCUUCUUCUUCUAUUUUUGCUUCUUUUAUUCCAUCCACACUAACAGUGAACACAACUCCAACAACCAUUGUGUUGGCAACUUAUUCUUCAUCCACAUCACUAUCUUCCUCUUCCUCCUCUUCUUCGUCCGCCUUUAAUGGUACAAACAACAAUAUCACAACUCCCUAUAUCCAUAAUCAAAAACAUUCGACUACAGCUGCCGGUAUUGAUACUAAUCAAAAUACUUCAUCUACUGCUACUAUCGCCACAACAAACAAUAGCAUUUCAUCCCCCUCCUCCUCUUCUUCCACUUCGCAAACUGCCACGAUGACUUCAUCAUCACCGGUCAAUUCGGUAUCGCAAUCAUCGUCAUCUACCAGUCCUACCAAACCAAUUUCACGCAAAGGUGGCGUAAUCUUUCCCAGUGUGAAGAAUAAACCAUCAGUAGUGAACACGACUUUCUCGACGGAUAUCAUCACACUAAAAGAUAUAAAGGGUUUCUCAUGCGUUGAUUUGUUAAACGCUGGCAUGAAACAAUCUGGCGUCUUUUAUCUGCAAAUUCGUGGUACCACGUAUUGGUUUUUAAAAGUCUUUUGUGAACAGGAAAUAGCUGAAGGCGGUUGGACAGUUAUACAAAGACGUGAUGACUACGGUGAACCACGCGAAAACUUCAAUCGUGAUUGGGCUGAUUACAAAAACGGGUUUGGCGAUCCCGCCAAAGAGUUUUGGUUGGGUAAUGAAAACAUUUAUAUGCUCACAAAUAAUGAAGAUUAUGUACUGAGAGUUGAAUUAGAAGACUUUGAAGGCAAUAAACGAUAUGCUCAAUACUCACAUUUUAAAAUACACUCGGAAGCUGAUUAUUACAAAUUAGAAAUUGACGGCUAUGAAGGUAAUGCUGGCGAUUCUCUAAAUGACCCGUGGUAUGGUUCGAACAAUAGUCCAUUCUCUACGUACAAUCGUGACAAUGACCGUUCAUCACUGAACUGCGCUAGUAUGCUUAAGGGCGGCUGGUGGUGGAAAUCUUGCGGUCGGGGAUUGAAUGGCUUAUAUUUGCACGAUCCCCAGGAUUUGACGGCACGUCAAGGUAUUGUUUGGUUCCGUUGGCGUGGAUGGGAUUAUACUCUAAAAAAAGCCAUUAUGAUGAUACGACCACGUGGUCCGCAACCUAUGAAUGCCAAUGCAUCGUGAAUACUUAAUUAAUGUUAGGGGAAUAAAGCAAAAACAAAAUUUAAAUUAUUUACUGUACAAUGUUCAU
Molecule: messenger RNA, 4514 nt
Organism: Glossina fuscipes
Lineage: Eukaryota; Metazoa; Arthropoda; Insecta; Diptera; Glossinidae
Product: angiopoietin-2
Exons: 7
Coding region: 2222-4447 (741 amino acids)
Source: RefSeq, a predicted model, not a curated record